Molecule: messenger RNA, 6126 nt
Organism: Scophthalmus maximus (turbot)
Lineage: Eukaryota; Metazoa; Chordata; Actinopteri; Pleuronectiformes; Scophthalmidae
Gene: setd5
Product: SET domain containing 5
Exons: 25
Coding region: 651-5225 (1524 amino acids)
Molecular function (GO): protein binding
Source: RefSeq, a predicted model, not a curated record
CAGGAAACCCCGUAGCUUGGUUGUGUGUCAGUUUCGUUAGAACCCGCGGUUGAUGCCGGUGAGGAGGGGGAUGGGCGCCUCUGCGAAUGUGAAGACCCAAGACAGAAUCAGAGCCCUGUAGCUCAUAGAGCAGCAUAUACCCCAUCAUAAAUAGCGACUGUAAAUAUUUAAUACACCAAAAUAAAUGGAUUUAUUCACCGGGGAUCUAUCAUAGACACUCAAUGGAUGCACUGCACCUGAACCGGAAAGGGGAUUAAACUUUACGGCUAUGCGUGGGAGACACUAAGAAGUUUGUUCUCUACCCCUGGAGAGGGAACUACUUUUAAGGGCAAAGGAUACAGGAGACUCCGAGGCCUAUACUCAGGCCUACUGGUCGGCUGGAUUUGAUGUUGGGGUACUCCAAUGACUUUCUACUGUACAUGAAUAUACUUCGUUCGUACAAAUUUGGAAUGCCUCUUUAGGUCCCCCAUGACCGUAAGCCGUGGGCUACGGCUCGCUGGCGCCCCACCUUUGGAGUGGUCUGUUGCUGUAAUUGGGACCCUGUGAUUCCUCAUCUCACCACUCCUCCUCCCCCCCACCCCCAUCCCAUCCUGUCCCCCCUCCCCCUCCCCCCUCUUCCCCCUCUCCCACGCGCCGCUGUGCUGGACGUCAUGAGCAUAGUAAUUGCGCUGGGAGUCACCACACCUGAAACCUCUUACUCAGAUAUGGCUGCUGGAUCCGACCCUGAGUCAGUUGAAGCAAGCCCUGCCGUGAAUGAGAAAAACUUCAACAACCACAGCUGUGGGAGCGCACAGGGUCAUGGGUAUCGGGGACUACCAUAUGCUAUGCAACAGUCUUCCGUUGUGUGUUGUCAGGAUCACAACUAUGGCGCACCCCCUCCCCCCACCCCACCCGCCUCCCCGCUCUCCCAAACCAUCAUCCCCCGCAUGGAUCUCAACGGUGUGGUCCUUGGCUCCCGCUAUCAUGAAACCACUGAGGACAACUCAGCAGACAGCGACAGCUCCUCAGAGGAGGAUGGGGCCAUUGCCAGCUGGUGUCACUGCAGCCUGACGCCGGAUGGCCUGCUCGUCAAAUGUGACAACUGCAGAGGACUCGACAGGAGGAAAGGAGCAGACGGCCAACACAGGAAGACAGAAAAUGUCUCGGCUGGAGAAAGCAGUGCCACAGAGAGUGGUGAUGAAGAGGUGUCGCCCUCCACCAUCUCCUAUACCGCCACCCAGCAUACACCCACCAGCAUCAAACUCACUGUCAACCGGGUCAAAAGGAACAAAUCCAAAAAGAGGAAGAAGAGCACAGAGAAGGCUCGGGGAACACCGAAAGGCAAAAAAGUCAAGGCUUUCAGAGAGGGUUCAAGGAAGUCCAUGAGGAUGAAGAACUCAACAACAGAAGCCAGCGUGCUGGAUGAGAACACAGCGGAGGGCUGGGAGAGUAGGAUCCGCCAGUGGACAGACCAGUACGAGGAGGCUCUUGCGAACCAGUACAGCGCUGAUGUCCAGACACUGAUGCAGCUCCACCGUGCUGCCAGCACCACCGCAUCAAAGACCGAGAGCGGCACCACAACACCUCCCUCCACCACACAGAUUCACACCUCAGUUGAUGCCAUGGACACCAUCAACCGCACUGAGCUGGCCUGUAACAACACGGUGCUGGGCUCACAGAUGCAGCUCCAGUUGGGGCGGGUAACACGGGUGCAGAGACACAGGAAGAUCCUCAGAGCAGCCAAGAACCUGGAACCAGACACACUCAUCAUUGAAUAUCGGGGAAAGGUCAUGCUCAAACAACAGUUUGAAGUCAACGGGCACUUCUUUAAAAAACCCUACCCCUUUGUGCUGUUUUACUCAAAAUUUAACGAUGUAGAGAUUUGUGUUGAUGCACGUACCUUUGGAAAUGACGCACGUUUCAUCAGGAGGUCCUGUACACCCAACGCUGAGGUCCGGCACAUGAUUGCUGAGGGUAUGAUCCAUCUGUGCAUCUACGCUGUCAGCCAAAUCACAAAGGACACUGAGGUCACCAUUGGAUUUGACUACGAGUUCAAUAGCUGUAAUUACAAAGUGGACUGUGCCUGCCAUAAGGGCAACCACAACUGCCCAGUGCAAAAGCACAACCUGAGCCCCAGAGAGAGCUUCCUGUGCCCCCCCUCCCUGCUGCCUCCCUCUCCUUUGGUUGGUGCUGAGACACGGCGGAGAAAGGCUCGGAGGAGGGAAAUGGAGGGCUGCCGGGUCAGCGAUAGCAACCAGACCCCUGAUGAGCAGCAGGAGGCCAAAGAACUGCAAGGGACAAGUGAUGCAGAGGAGAGACUGCUGGAUGAGUUGAAGGUGGAAGAGGGAGAGGAGGGUGAGGUGGAUGAAAAUGGGGUCACCAUCUCCAGUAAAAGAACAUUUAACAGCCUGGAAAGGAGGCGAAGGAAAGUGGGAGGAACAGAGCUAAAGGAGGAUGGAGUGGAAACUGAGGAGGGGGCAGGAAACCCAACAGGGAACACUGCGCCACCCCACGGCACUGGAGUUGGGGUCAGCACACGACGUACUUCCUAUGUCAUGGAAGCGUCAUCUAUAGAAGAAAAGACGUCAUUACCCUACCCUCCUACCCCAGUUGCUCCCCCAAAACCUGCAAGACCUACCAAGCCUCGGCCGAAAAGUCGGAUCUCUCGGUACCGGUCAAGCUCAUCGCAACGGGCCCGGCGGCAGCGUCAAGCCCUCGCCCAGCAGGCAGCGGCAGCUGCUGCGGCCGCGGCGCUGACGGCAAUGCCGUCAUCAGCUGAGCAAGGGGCUGCACUGGACGAGGAGGGAUCUCAAGGUCCAUAUAGUGGCGAACAGGGCCACGGAGAGAGUGGUCUGGGGGGUCAUGUACUAGAUGGAGAAGGUCAGGGUCUAAACUGCAUAAAUAGAGGCAAUUUGCGCUACCCCAAAACCAAGAAGUACCUUGUGACCGAGUGGCUGAAUGACAAGAUCCCUGGCGGGGAGAAGGUCCAGCAAGAGGUGCCUGUUGAGCGCCCGCUGCGGAUAACCACUGACCCUACGGUGCUAGCCACCACCCUCAAUAUGCUGCCAGGCCUCUCCCACUCAUCGCUCAUUUGCACCACACCCAGACACUACGUCCGCUUCGGCUCCCCCUUCAACCCAGAGAGACGUAGGCCCCGCCCACUCCAAAUGGACGGCACUUACGGCUGCUACAAAAAGAGAUGGAUAAAGCAGGUGGAGGAUGAAAGCUUUUCAGCCAGUAUGGAGGACGGCACAGAGUCCACCUCCUCCCAGCAAAGUACCAGUAGCAGAUCCACCCCCAACCCCCUGUCCAGUGAGCUCAAUGCCCCGUUUAAAAAGCGUCUCUCGAAGUGUAUGGCAGAGACGACACCAGCACCCCCAGACAACCUGCUUCGCCCGCUGUCACCCAUCACACCGCCACUCCCAGAGGACUCCCUCCACCCGCUGCUCCACACCCCCUGUGGCUCCUUGCUGCCCAAUGGCCUGACCUACUCACCCAUGCCCUCGCUGCCAGCAAGCCGCUGCAACACACCGCUGCAAUUUGAAAACAUAUCAUCCCCUGAGGCUUCUCCUGUUCACCGGCCAGAGUCCAUCUCACCUGAGCCAUGUCUUCAGACAGACUUUGAAGUCCACCGGCCUCAGUUUCCAGACCUUUCACUCCCCUCCAGCUUGGAGAGCCCUGUGGCCAUGACCUCAGACGACCUGUCCCUACCUGGAUGCACCUCAGGCCCAGAUUCCCAGGGUCCAGUAACUGCAGGGACCAGCUCCCUAAACCCUGUGUCCUGUCCUUCCUCCGACCUAAACCCUCAAAACAGGGAGCAGGCCUUCAGGACAGAGUUCAACCUCAUAUACACUUGCUCGCCCCUCAAUGCAAACUUGGGGAACUCCCUGGCCCCCGACUGCCGCCAAUCCCUGUCAGAAGGAGGCUUUUCCCCUGCAGAGUCCUUUCACAGUUCCAUAAGUGGCCAGGGGUUGAUGGGAGAUAUGGGCCCUGGCUCCAUGUCACCCUACGGUGAGCCUCAUUACGGGGGAGGCUAUCCAGACAGUGGCACACCUCCUCACACCAGCAACCCACCCCAAAAGAGGAAGAGGGCCAACCAGCAUGCCAUUAGUCUGCUGACAGGGAAGCCAGAUUACCAGGCUAUAGCUGUAAGAAGUGAAUACAAGCCAGUACAAAAUAUGGUGUCUUUGCUGGAGUACCGUAAAAGGAAACAGAGCAGCGGUCGCGACACAGAGCCCGUCAGCAGCAGCAGCUCCUCUCUGGGAGGCACCCCCAUCCAGCCCGGCUCCCAUUACAGCCAGGACUCCCAUCAUGUCCAUUCCCAUCUGCAGAUGCAGCCCGCCGCCUCCCCACACAGCUCCUACUCCUCCUCAGUGCACACCAACCCCAUCCCACACAUAGAGGAGGUCAGUCCUCCGGACCACCAGGUCCCAUCAGGGCAGCCCAGGCGCCAGGACAACCAGUGGAUGGUUCCCACUACUGUCGAACGUCUCAGGGAGGGCCAGGGUGUUCUCGAGCGAGUGCUAAGAAGCAUCAAGAUGGAGCGGAUCUACAAGAUGAGUGACGGUUCGACAGAGAAGGAAUUUGAUGCAGAUCGAUAUGAGAUGCAGGCAGCGUCCAUGGCUUCUCCCAUGAAGAGUCCACACAGAUACAGUCCCUCUGUGUACUCACACCAGUCAUCAGAAAGCCACCGGCAGACCGACAGCCCGUCGCUCCGCCAGCAGACCUCCACCUCUCCAUUCCGGGGUUCCUACAGUCCCUCAUCUGGCCAGAGCUUCUACGCUCGCCACUCCUCCCACCCUGGACUGUCCCAGGACCACCCUCCAUCCUCCUACCCCAGUCAUUCCCCUACCCCCACCUCAUCCUCAGACUCCAGGCCACCAGCAGGGUCUCUACACCAGCAGAGUGGCAGCGGUAAUGUGGACAGAGGCCACGGCUAUGGCAGCAGCCACUUAAAAGCAAGCCUUUUGGACAGCAGUGUCCUGACAGGGGCCCCCUCCCCGGGAUCCAGGGCCCAUGGGCAGACUAAAAUAGACUCCAGCACCCUGACUUCCAGAGGGGGUCAGCAGCAGACGUCCCGAAGCCUGAAGUCAGGUAGCCCAGGCCAGGCAACGCUGCAGGCCAGCUCCAGGCUGCUGUCGGCCUCGGGACCGACACACUACCCACAGCGAGGGACAGGCCUCAGCCAGUUCCAGCACUCCCCCCUCCAGGGACCGGGAGUAAGGACACAGUCAGGAAGCUUUUAGGACCUUGUUCAAGUGUGUUUGUGUGCGUGCGUGUGAGUGUGUAUGAAGCUGCGCACCCCCUCAACCCCUGAAGCUGUGGUGAAAUGGGGCUCAGGGAGCGUGACAAGGGUAAAUGUACAGACCUAAGAGGAGCAAGGACUUCUUUACGGAUUUCUCCUUUUUUUAUUUUCUGCGUUUUCUUUCCUUAUUUUCAGAAAAAACAAACAAACGACCACAUUCUGCACAAAGCUAAUCAUUGACUUUGGACAUCAUUAUGGAAUCAGUGGAAAAGCGAUUUGGAUGACUGACACACACACACACACACACACACACACACACACACACACACACACACACACACACACACACACUCACACUCUCUCUCUCUCACACUGACACACACUAAAUUGUCCCCAGUGUUCCAGGACUGUGCAAACAAGCUUUCUAAUGUCAGAAAGUAAAAAACCUCCACAUAAAUGUACAAAGUUAUAAAAAGCCGUACCUGUUGUCAUGCACCCAGGUUGGAUUAAUGCUGAGAUAUGAGUCUGUGUUGCAGUAAGUAAGUGUUUGAUUUGGAAAAGUGGGGAAAUGAUGCAAGCCGAGGCAACGUGUUAAUCAUCUGUUCUAGAGAUACGAUAGAGCGAUGGGGAGGAGGGGCGUUUCCUUUUAUUGGGUCAUUCCAUAUGAUUACCAGCUUCCAUGUUCUUUCACUAAACAUGAAACAAUUCUGUUUGGGUUGUUUUUUUCAUUCUCUCCAGUUCUCUCAUCCCCACUGGACUGUUUUUGAUUCACUUUAGGACUGAUCCACUGUAGACUUCUGUUAUUGUACUUGAGACAUACAGGUCUUAUGAUUCAUGGUGCUGCAUUCUUGUUUUUGUUUUGUUUUUUGUUUUUGUUUUCCAAUAAAUUUGAAAUCCAGUUA